AUGGCUGAUUCAACAACUUCUAAUGCCACACGCGCAUGCUCUCAUUUCCUACCAACGGUUACAUUAUUCGACUGGUGGCUCGUUAAAUCUCCAGAUAACCGUUUAUCCAUCUCCGGCAUCUCUUCCAGAAAGGGAGAAGCUGUUCGCGUGUUUAAUUCUUCUCCUAUUGUUGAAAGAUUCGAUGUGUAUUCCCUUAAGACUGCCGAUGGUAUAUACAUUUUGAUUAGGGGUAUCAUCAAUGAGGAGCGCACCUUGGAAAAAGGUUUUACUCCUGAGAUUUUCAAUGGUUUUUACACUGGCUUUCCUCCAAACUGGGAAACUUGUUGGUUUGCACAUUACGUUGGAGAACAAGUAGAACCUGCUACUGAUUCAGUCAAUGCUGCUAUGGGUAAUGUAUCUGCAAUUUGCGAAGACAUUUCGUCUGACGAAGAGGAAAAAUCCAUUUCUGUUUUGUUGGAAUUGCCUGAAGAAGCCCCAGAAAAUAACCAGACACCAUUCCUUGGAGAUGAAUGCGAAGUCUCAAAGGAGAUUUGUGGGGUAGAUGUUGCUUGUGGUAGUGGGGUAGAUGUUUUUGUUUUGUCGGAAUUGCCUGAAGAAGCCCCGGAAAAUAACCAGACAACAUUCCUUGGAGAUGAAUGUGAAGUCUCAAAGGAGAUGAGUGGGGUAAAUGUUGCUAGUGGUAGUGGUGUAAUUAGACGUAGUACCAGGUUGCAUAGUAUAAACGUCUGUCCGCAGCAGAAGAAGAAAAAUAAGGCGAAGCAGCAACCUACGUCUAGAACUCCUCUCAAGCAUCCACAUGAAGAGCCAAGCUCUACCUCCAAGGCAGUGGAAAAUCGUUAUUCGGAUACUGUGCAUCUUGAUAAUGUAUCAGCAAUUCUUCCAGAAAUAUCAUCUGGUGAUGAGGAAAAAUCCAUUCCUGUUUUGUCGGAAUUGCCUCAAGAAGCCCCAGAAAAUAACCAGACAUCAUUCCCUGGUGAUGAUUGCGAAGUCUCAAAGGAGAUGCGUGGGGUAAAUGUUGCUAGUGGUAGUGUUCAAAAUAGACGUAGUACCAGGUUGCAUAGUAUUAACGUCUGUCAGAAUCAGAAGAACAAAAAGAAGCCGAAGCAGCAGCUUACGUCUAGAGUUCCUCUCAAGCACCCACAUGAAGAGCCAAGCUCUACCUCAAAGGCAGUGGAAAAUCGUGAUUCAGAUACUGUGCAUCUUGAUAAUGUAUCAGCAAAUCUUUCAGAAAUAUCAUCUUGUGCUGUGGAAAAUUCUUUUCCUACUUCAUCGGUAACACCGGAAAAGGCCACAGGACAUUGCAAUAAGUUAUUCCUUGAAGGUGAAGAAGAUAUGUCAAUUAAGACGAGUGAAGCCAAUGUUGUUCAUGGUAGUGACGGGAAUAGACGUAGUGGCCGGUUGCGUAAUGUUACAUCCUUCCAGAAGAAGCAACCUGCUACUGGAGGUCCGACAACACGUCGAAGUAAAGACCAGAUCUCUGCCUCAGCAACCACAGAAAAGAGUGAUGGGGGGCUGGAAAAUCUCUCGACACCCGUUCAGUCACAAAGUGGAAUAGUAAAAACGCUGUCUGGGCAAGUCACUAAUAAAUUCAGUUCCAAAAUUUCCAAAACUUCUUCAGCAAAAACUGAAGUGGGUCAUAAGAAAAAAAAGGUGACAGUUGAAACAGAAGCGGUCAAUCCUAAGAGAAAAGUUAUGAAAUCCUCAUCUUCGGUAAAAUCUCCCCAAGGAAGGGAUGCAAGUCACUUGAACAAGGGAAGUAAACAGGGACUAUCCAUAGUUUCCCCGGAGUCACUAAGUGUUAAAAAAUCCAGAUCUGGUAGGUUACUUCUACCUUCCUUGGAGUUUUGGCGCAAUGAAAUACCCAUUUAUAAUGCGGACCGUGAGAUUAAAGAAAUUCAGCAAGACUUGACUACGACACCACCUUUUAGAUGCUUUUAG
Messenger RNA from Vicia faba (fava bean), 1938 nucleotides. NCBI's taxonomy places the organism in Eukaryota, Viridiplantae, Streptophyta, Magnoliopsida, Fabales, Fabaceae. The record is from the annotation of a GenBank genome assembly.